AUGGGGGCCAGCUGCAGACGCAGGCAAAGGCUGCAGGACUCGACCCUUCCGACUCCUAGCCUGCAAGAACGUCGAGUGCACCAGGAGGAGCUGGAGAUUCAGCAAGAGCAGCUUUUGGCUGCUCCGCCCGCUCCGCCUGACCUGGGAGAUGCACUGGGCGCACUUUCCCGUGCAUAUGCUGGGACCGGUUUUGGAGACGAUACUGCAGACUGGGAAGGUGUCCUCUCCGUUGAUGGCAUCAAUGGUUUUUCCAAUUCUGCGCUCUAUGGAGAAAUCAAUGAGCAGGAUUUUGCGGAGCUUAUCUUUGACUUGGGUUUAAGGCCACCCGCGAUCAUUUAUGACCUCGGCAGUGGCACUGGAAAACUCGUAAACCUCGCUGCUUUGAUUGGUUUUUCAGCAACUGGGAUCGAGCUUGAACCUGGCCGACACCAGCGUGCUUGCACUGCCGCGAGGACACUUCUGAGACAGGUGGGCGACAGCCUCGGAGGGCAGCCUCCACGUUUUCUGCACACUAGCUUUCUGGAGUUUGACUUUUCAGAUGCGGACUUUGUAUGGGCAAAUUCUAUCGUGUUUGGGCCAGAGAUGAUGGAGGCUGUGGCAAAGGUGGCCCGCCAGAUGCGUCCGGGUAGCUUCGUGGUGACUCACAAGCCGCUGCCAGGUAUUGGCUUUGAGCUCUACCGCGAAGUUGACCUGAGAGCCUCUUGGCGACCUGAGGGAAGCGUCCCCUUUCAGGUGGACUUAUCCUCCGCGUUGGUGUGA
This is a messenger RNA of Durusdinium trenchii, 759 nucleotides long. The record is from the annotation of a GenBank genome assembly. Lineage: Eukaryota; Dinophyceae; Suessiales; Symbiodiniaceae.